GAAGAAGUCGCACUACCUUUUUUUGUGCCACAACAGUAGCUAGGUACGGAGCUAGCUAAAAAAAUAAACCCAGAAAACUCUAGCUGUGGUCUUUCUUUAGGAAAGCAGCUUAGUAUAUUACUGUACAUACAGCGCCACGGAUAUAUAUUUAUAUCAUAUAAUGAUCUAGAAAAUGAUUUUAUAACCGAGGAAACCGAAUGCGGCAUCUGAGCAGUGCAGGCUAAUAACAUCGGCUAGCGUUAGCAUCAUUAGCAGGAAGAGGCCACACCGGCUCGCUUUAGCUUUGGUGAGGAUCAGGCGCACAGAUGGACGGAGAGGAGGAUUUUUCAGGGAAUCACUCAGAUGAUGGUAGUGGCACUCCAGUGCAGGACGAACACGCGAUGGCCUCCGACGCCGAAGACGAGAGAGCAGAAUCGCACCACUCUGAGGACGAGGGCAGUGACAGAGAAGGUCCUGCCUCCAGUCCAGCAGCUCCUGUGGACGAUAGCGAAUCAGAACACGAGGACCGAACAGGGGGAGGAGCCAACAGCGGUGAUGACGAUGGUGGUGGUGGUGGUGGUGGUGGUGGUGGUGACGAUGAUGAAGGCUCCCCUCGUAAGCAAAGAGGAAGCAUGUCAGACACUGAGGAUCAGCACAAAGAGCAGGACAGCGAAUCAGAAAACGAGGAGCUGCAGAAGGGGCGGAGCCAUGAUUCAGACUCGGACGAAUCAGGCGGAGAGAAGGUGAAACAGAGGGACUCGGACGGAGAGGAGCGCAGGAAAGAGGAUGGAGAGCGGAGGAAACAUGCGAUACAGUCUGACAGCGAGGAAGAGGAGGACAGGAAGCCUAAAGAUGAAGCAGGAAGUGAGCAGGAAGACGGGCGAGCUCGGCAGAUCCGCUCUGACAGUGACGACGAUGACGAGCAACCAGUGAAGAGGAAGAAAGCGAUUCUCUCCGACAGCGAGGACGAGGACGAACCAAAAGCAGUGAAGAAGAGGAGAGCCAUGUCAGAUAGUGAGGAAGGCUCGGAGGCUCCUGAUAAGACGGUCGCCGCUAAACUCAGAGAGCUUGGCUCAGACAGCGAGGAUGAGGAGGAGAGCAGGACGAAGAUGGACACGGGGAAAAAAGAUGAGAAGACGCUGUUUGGCAGCGACAGUGACUCAGACAACGAUGUGGAAGAGAAAAUGAUAGCGGACAUAUUUGGAGAGUCAGGUGAUGAGAAUGAAGAGGAGUUUACGGGCUUUAACCAGGAGGAGUUAGAGGGCCAGAAGCAGCAGUCUCAGGCUGCAGGACAGAAGGCAGAGAUGGACGACUCUGACUCGGAUGACGAUGUGGACAGAGGAAAAGAUAUGUCGUUCAUGUCUGAUUUUGAACUCAUGUUAGCGAAAAAGAAAGCUCAAAGCGGUAAGCGGAGACGGCAUCGAGACGGAGGAACCUUCAUCAGCGACGCCGACGAUGUCGUCAGUGCCAUGAUCACCAAGAUGAACGAAGCUGCUGAGGAGGAUCGGACACUGAACAGUCAGAAAAAGCCGGCUCUGAAAAAGCUGAUGCUCCUGCCCACCGUCGUCAUGCAUUUAAAAAAGCAGGAUCUGAAGGAGACGUUUAUAGACAGCGGUGUGAUGAUGGCGAUUAAAGAGUGGAUCAGUCCUCUUCCUGAUAAGAGUCUUCCGGCCUUGAAGAUCAGAGAGGAACUGCUGAAGAUCCUGCAGGAGUUACCCAGUGUGAGUCAGGAGACUCUGAAGAUGAGUGGAAUCGGCCGAGCCGUCAUGUUCCUCUACAAACACCCCAAAGAGUCGCGACCUAACAAAGACCUCGCUCUCAAACUCAUCAAUGAAUGGUCUCGGCCCAUCUUUGGCUUGUCGUCUAAUUAUAAAUGCAUGACGAGGGAGGAGAGGCAGCAGAGAGACCUCGAUCAGCAGAUUGCCCCCCGCCGGAGACUCAGAGAGCCUCAGACGGUUGCAAGGGAGGAGGAGCCUGAUGUCUUUGGGCCCCAACUCAGCUCAGGAGGUCAGACUCCUCGCAGAGAUCUGGAGAAAGUGUUAACUGGAGAGGAGAAAGCGUUGCGGCCUGGUGACCCUGGGUUCUGCGCGAGGGCGCGUGUUCCGAUGCCCUCCAAUAAAGACUACGUGGUGCGACCCAAGUGGAACGUGGAGACGGAUUCAAACCGGAGAGGCUGUAAGAAAGGCAUCAGUCUGCUGGAGAAACACAAGCGGCGUUUCCUGGAGCAGAGGAAGCAGCGGCGUGUUCAGGGAGCAGUGAGGAUCAGCGUGGAAGGAAACCACAUGCCCCUGUAGCUCAGCCCCGGGCCUGCAGGGGGCAGGUCCUGUGAGGAAGAGUUUAUCACGUGUAGAUAAACAGAUGCGACGCUUUGCUGAUAUCCGCCGCCUCACGAAGACGGGUCACGCGGUGAAGAUCAGCGUCGAAGGCAACCGCAUGCCUCUCUGAUUCCUCGUGCGCAUCACUUCCUGUAUGUUUUUGUUCGUUUGAUUUUUUUUUCUGUGAUGGAGUACGUGUGGAGGUCGACACUGCUGUAGGAGGAGGCGGUUGUAGCUACACGUCUGUAAUAUAGCUGUAAUAACGUGUGUAACGUGAGCCUAUGAUGUUCAGGUGUAACUUUCAUAAUAAAGACUUUCCAAACCUUUUGCUUUUA
Messenger RNA from Ictalurus punctatus (channel catfish), 2629 nucleotides. RefSeq names its product interacts with SUPT6H, CTD assembly factor 1. Gene Ontology annotation, biological process: poly(A)+ mRNA export from nucleus. The coding region runs from base 306 to 2273 and encodes 655 amino acids. Lineage: Eukaryota; Metazoa; Chordata; Actinopteri; Siluriformes; Ictaluridae. The transcript has 18 exons. The record is from RefSeq and is a predicted model, not a curated record. Gene Ontology annotation, cellular component: nucleus.